AUGGCUACCAAUGACGAAGUGGGAACUGGAUUAACCAGCCGGAUCGAUUCGGCCAACCCCGUGGUGAAAUCAUCAUGCGCCAUCUCAAACGACAAAGGAACCAAGGGAGAUACAUGCCAGCCGGAUCCAAACGACGCCACUCCAGUAGAGACCGUGGAGACUACUAAGCGUGCCAAGAGAGACGAAGAUACUUCUAGAGCCUAUCUCCUCAGCACCAUUCACGGCAUCAACAGAGCCCAAUACGAAGAGUGGGCCAAGAAGACGCUGCUUCGUGACAAGAAAGGCGAAAUCAUCGCUCGUGAUGAACUCGAAUGGGUCUCUUGUGGGUACCUGAAUCUUACCGACGCCGAGGCUGCCACCAUUCGCCAGGACCCCAUUAUCAGAUUCAUCGAGCCAAACACUGAAGAUGAUGGCGAGCUGCGCGUCAUCCCCCCGCAAGCCGAUCCUAGUUCACUACUUCCGAGUUCACUUCAUGUCAAAGCUCAGGCACUCAACCAGAGGGAUGAUAGUGCAGCUCAUCUCAAGUUGCUAUCAGCCAGGAACCAGAGAAACGACCCCACAAAGCUACCGAAUUAUGUGUUCGAGCCUUCACUCGGAAAAGGUCAAACAAUCUACGUCCUCGAUAGCGGCUAUCGUAAGACUCAUCAGGAAUUUGAUGCUUCGGAGCGCGAGGUUCGGGAUCAUACCGUUCCCAACCUAUUAACGUUCUUUGGAUUGCAACUCACGGACGAGCAACAAGGACCAGAGGAUAUGUAUGAUAUCACUGGUCACGGUACUAUGGUUGCGAGCAUCGCAGCCGGAUACGUCAGUGGUGUGGCUUCGAAAGCAAAUCUUGUUGUCGUGAAGAUAAAGAACCGGGCCAAGAACCCUUUGAAGCCUGAUGACGAAAAACUCCUUCCACGCGGCGUUAUGGACAUAGCAUUAGAAGAGGCCUUCCAAUGGACACUGGUGGAUAUCAAGUACGAAAAGCUCAAAAAUCCCGAUCCCAAUGCAAGGUAUAUCAUCAACCUGUCGUAUGGAUGGAUCAAGGAAUCAAGCCCCGGUAAGAUUGCAGUUCUAGAAAAUGCACUUGCGGAAUUCAAGAAAGAAGGUGUCACGCUUGUUAUCGCCGCGGGUAAUGAGGGAGAGCAUCGCACUCUGGAUUCCCUCAUACCGCAAACCUAUGGCACCGACGAUAGGUUUGAAAUGAUCACUGUGGGUGGCGUGGACCAGACCGGGAAGUAUUACGCACAGACAGUCCAAGGCAAGGGCCAAGGCGGCCAAGUCGAUGUAUACGCCGACGCGGUUCAAGUUAUUGCUGCGAAGCAUGAUGACAAAGAUUCUAAGGAUGACUCCACUGCGCCAGUUGAUGGAACUUCCGCUGCGGCACCAGCCAUAGCCGGGCUCGCUGCAUAUCUCUUCAGCAUCCCGGGACUAAGCAGCAACUGGGGCGACGACACCGCACCGGCAGACAUGAAGAAGUUCAUGUUGAAGAACUCUGAAGUCAGGAACGACAAUCCGUUCAAAGAAGGCGAGAGAUAUCCUACAUCGCCAAAGCCCGACAAGGACAGCCUCAAAGUACCAUACAAUCUAGCGCAGAAUACACUAUGCGAUCUUCCUGAUGCGGCGGUCAAGCGUUCUCUCUUCACAAAGCGAGCCCCAACACCCGAGAAGUCGGUUCCAGGCCGCCCGAUCAUCGAGGGUGGCGAGGUCGUCAAUGAAGAUCUGAAGAAUGAAGUUUGCAACGUCCACAAUCGCCCCGCUCCCGAAACCGAGCCAGAACCCGAGCCAGCACCAGAAGCACCGGCACCACCCCCAAACACUGCGGCCUGCAAGGUUCUCAAUCAAGGCCUUGGCGGCGGGAAAUGGGAGGUCACUGGAUCUGGUUGGGGUGACGAAGCUUCGCUCAAGGAUAAGUUUGGUGACGAUGAGUUCAGCUACACGGGUGGGGAUUCUUUCACGGCUAAGUUCGUGAGUGUUAUGAAGGCGGGUGAGGUUGAGAAGGUUGUGAGGGAGAUGUCAGGGCUUGGCGAUGUUACUUGUACUUUGGGAUGA
Molecule: messenger RNA, 2034 nt
Organism: Alternaria triticimaculans
Lineage: Eukaryota; Fungi; Ascomycota; Dothideomycetes; Pleosporales; Pleosporaceae
Exons: 5
Coding region: 1-2034 (677 amino acids)
Biological process (GO): proteolysis
Molecular function (GO): serine-type endopeptidase activity
Source: RefSeq, a predicted model, not a curated record